Xyrauchen texanus (razorback sucker) is the source of this 2682-nucleotide messenger RNA. Its product is annotated as zinc finger protein ZIC 5-like. Gene Ontology annotation, cellular component: nucleus. The coding region runs from base 174 to 1664 and encodes 496 amino acids. The transcript is spliced from 2 exons. Gene Ontology annotation, molecular function: RNA polymerase II cis-regulatory region sequence-specific DNA binding; DNA-binding transcription factor activity, RNA polymerase II-specific. Lineage: Eukaryota; Metazoa; Chordata; Actinopteri; Cypriniformes; Catostomidae. The record is from RefSeq and is a predicted model, not a curated record. Gene Ontology annotation, biological process: regulation of transcription by RNA polymerase II; central nervous system development.
ACUGUUGUAUGUUCUGCCAAUCGCUUGAGGACAGAGUGGGAAAAGGAGCAAGCAGAGUUAGAGGCAGGACAAAAGAAGUUCUAUAGGCGGCCAUAUACAUAUAUUUUAAUGGUUUCGGAAGGCCCGUAGUUAAGAAAAACAAUAGCAUUGAGGGCGGACAUGACAGCGUAGUGAUGGAGCCCCCUUUAAACAAGAGGAAUUCGGCGAUAAGAUUAGCGGAUUUGGCAUCGACUCAAACCCAUCCUCAUCAGAAUAUGACAGGCUUCCCGGGGAUUGGGGGGCAUCACCCGCACUCCCACCAUGCCCACCUCCACCCUGGGGAGAUGGGCAACGACCCCGGAGUGGCUCUCACUCCAUUUGGACCCGAGCACAUGGCACAGACCAAUGCUCUCAAACUUAGUCCCUCUCAGCCUGUUCAAAUCCAUCCCGAAGCCCAGACCGCGGCAUCUUUCACGUCUUCUCAGACCACAGUUGGUUUCCCCUUGGCUCACCCCCACACAGGCUACACCACCAGCAGGGACUUCAUCCUCAGGAGAGAGCUCUCAGCCUCUGCUAUGCAUGCACUUGGCGACCAGCAUAGUUCCGCCUCCUCCCCUCAUCACCAUGGCAUGUUCAUUUCCCCAACAGGUGCUUAUGGGCACACGGAAGGUGGUGCCCAUCCACUGUUCUCUGGACUGCACGAGCAAGCGGCCCCAGGUGCCCAUCACCACCAUGCCCUCAACGGGCAGAUGCGUCUGGGUCUACCGGGGGACAUCUACGGCAGGCCAGAGCACUUCGGCCACAGGCCCGAGCACUAUGGAUCUUCUUCUCUCCACAGCUACAACUCCAUGAACUUAAAUGUGAACCUCGCCACGGCUCCUCACGGAGCUACGGGGGCGUUUUUGCGAUAUAUGCGGCAGCCCAUCAAGCAAGAGUUAAUCUGCAAGUGGAUUGAUCAGGAGCAGAACUCUAAGAAGCCUUGCUCCAAAACUUAUAGCACCAUGCACGAGCUCGUCAACCACGUUACGGUAGAGCACGUCGGAGGACCGGAGCAGAGCAGUCACGUCUGCUUCUGGGAAGAGUGUCCGCGCGAGGGAAAGGCGUUCAAAGCCAAGUACAAACUGAUCAAUCACAUCCGCGUGCACACAGGAGAGAAACCGUUCCCGUGCCCCUUUCCCGGUUGUGGCAAAGUAUUUGCGCGCUCGGAAAAUCUCAAGAUUCACAAGAGGACGCACACAGGCGAGAAGCCGUUCAAGUGCGAGUUUGAUGGCUGUGACAGGAAAUUUGCCAACAGCAGUGACAGGAAGAAGCACUCUCACGUCCACACCAGUGAUAAGCCUUACUUCUGUAAAGUGAGGGGCUGUGACAAGUCUUACACACACCCGAGCUCUCUGCGUAAACACAUGAAGGUCCACUGCAAGUCUCCUCCGCCCCCUUCCGCCAACACGGUCUCCUCUUACCAUCACUCGUCCACGACGAUGGGUGAUGCCCUCUCACCAAACCUGGAGCCCCACAGGAACCGUUCGUCGAACAUUUCGCCUCAGGUGACAAACCUAAAUGAGUGGUACGUGUGCCAAGGGAGUGCUGGACCAAACAAUCUACACACCCCUUCCAGCGAUGUGCCAAUGUCGGAAUCUGACGACGAGGACACUUACAGACACACAGAUCCAAGGGCAAUGCUCUGAUGUGAACAGCAAGGAACAUAUACAUGAUCAAUUGUCCCCAUUAAAAAAUAAAUAAAUGAAUAAAAAAUAAAAUAAAACUCAAACGUUCUAAUUUCAAAGACAUGGAAAAGCCUGGGUGUCAGUGGGUCAAAGAGAUUUUGCCCCCAGUUUGCCCUUAAAACAUGCUCAGAGCAUUGAUGCAAUGUUCCCGAUGAUAACAUUCAUAAGCAGUUGAAACGUGUAAAAUGAAUUGCGAAAUUUCGAUAUCAAACAUGAAAUAGGCUACUUGACGUCUCCCCUUCUUAAUGAUUGCAUAUGACUUACCGACUUGUCUUAAAAUAACAUGAGCUCACAGAAAGUAUUAACAAAAUUCCCUUUUUUUUUUGUUAUUCGUUAUUUGAUAGAAACGCAUUUUAAACGUCUAAUGUCCAUAAGGCAUUGUUCCGCGUUUGGGGGCAAAUGCAGUGACAAUAAUUGUAGGUUUUACUUGUUUGUUGUCAGUGUCAAAUAAAAACGAGUUUUAAAUGGGUUGAGUCUGGACGGCUUUUGUGAUAUUUAUUUAAACCUAUAUUUUAUGCAAAAUCAAUGUAACUCUGAUUAAAGAGUACUAAUAUGUCCUUUGAGACCCUAAAUGGUGUAUUAUUGACAGGCCUAUCCAUGACUGAUCUGUAAAUAGUAAAUGGCAUUGAUGCUUGUGAAUGUUGUCGUAGAGUCUCGACGAGUUUUGUACAUUGUAAUUUAUUUGCUUGUAUUAAUGUUGGUCUGGAAGUACAGAUACACCAAAAAAUAAUAUAAUUUUGGUGAAAUGAAGUGAUGGUUUUUUAUCGUGUUCUGUAAAAAAGGUCAAACUUUAAUAGGAAGUAUAAUGUGAAGAAUAUUUCGCAUGACCUGUGUCGUAACUAUUUCUGUGAGGUGCAUGAUGGUAUUAAUGGAAUUACGUAAGAAGGUUGUAAAGAAAUGUGAUGUUUGUGUAUAAAUAUAUGGAAAACUUGAAUAAAAGGCAGGACUUGUAAAUAUGGUAUUUUCAGCAAAAGGCUUU